Messenger RNA from Soboliphyme baturini, 1677 nucleotides. The record is from the annotation of a GenBank genome assembly. Lineage: Eukaryota; Metazoa; Nematoda; Enoplea; Dioctophymatida; Soboliphymatidae.
UGCUCUUUGCAGGUACUUGAAUGACUUUCGGGUGGACCCCUGCGCUCUGUUCAAGCAGCACACUUGUCAACAGCACAGACCGUACGGAUGUUUCUAUUGGCACUUUGCCAAUCAGAGAAGAAGGAAGUGUAUGAGACGCAAAGAUGGAACGUUCAACUAUCGUCCCGACAUGUACUGCACAAAGUACGACGAAAAUACUGGCAUCUGUCCAGACGGAGACGAGUGCCCGUUCCUGCACCGAGUUCAUGGCGACGUAGAACGCAAAUACCACCUUCGUUAUUACAAGACGACAAUGUGCGUGCAUCCGACAGACGCGAAGGGCUACUGUGUAAGAAAUGGGCAGCACUGCGCCUUUGCGCAUGGGCCGGAUGACCUCAGAAGUCCGGUGUUCGAUAUCAGGGAAGUGCAGCAACAGAACGAAGAAAUGGGCUACGAAAUGCUUGAAAACCGUGAUCGUCUCAGCUAUGUCAUCGAGGAUCCAGUAUGGCAAGAUCACGAUUACGUGCUUGCGUACUACAAGACAGAUUUGUGCAAAAAGCCGCCUCGUCUUUGUCGUCAAGGCUACGCCUGCCCGUACUAUCACAACAGUAAAGACAAAAGACGGCCACCAGGUGAAUUUAAAUACCGCUCUACCCCGUGUCCGGUCGUCAAACACGGUGAUGAAUGGUGCAAUCCCGAAACUUGUGAAGAAGGCGACAGGUGCGGGUACUGUCACACUAGAACGGAACAGCAGUUCCAUCCAGAGGUGCCCGCUACUUUGUACUUUUCUUUUUCGAUUUUUCACGAAGCCGUAUUGUGCAUUAUUUACAAGUCUACUAAAUGCAAUGACAUGUUGCAACAUGGUUACUGUCCGCGAGGACCUUUCUGCGCCUUUGCCCAUACUGACGAAGAGCUGCAUGCCAUUCGAGACCUGCCGAAACGCCUGAGUUUGACUGACUCUACUUCUUCGUUAAUCGGCAAAGGUGCCGACUUUUACGAUUCGGACAAAGCUUCGGGUUCUUGUCUCCUCAGUCCGGUGAUGAAGAAGUCAAACAUCAGUGGCCCUACGGUGUCGUCCACAUCAGACUGUUUACAAGUUUUUACGUCGUUUUCGACUGUGUCCUCUAACGUGAGCGGCGACGUGAUGCCCAGCUAUUCCACUGUGCUCAUGCAACGGCACGGUAGUUUGUCCUUGCAGAAACCGACCAACAUUUGCAGCGAAACGGGCUGCGGAGAGCUAUCGAGCAGCUACCCAAAGGCGCCGGGUUUCGAGAGGAUUUAUCAAUUUUCGCCUCGCAAGGACCGCGGUGGUGGAGCUGAAUUUGCAGGCGGGGGUGGAAACGAGGCAACGGAUACGGACAGUGGACGCCUGAAGAGCGCGUUGUACGUCUGCCAUGAGGUGGGCUGGGAUGUGGCUGCUGCUACUGCCGUCUCCCCUAAUAUUACGGGUCACCCGACGUCAGCGUCUGGUCUCAUAAAUGUUCGUCACAAUUCCGGUUCGCCGUUGCUCAACGUCGAACCGGCCAAUAGCUAUUCUAGCAUGGACAACGCUGAUUCACUUUUAGGUAGUUUAAUGGAAGAUAUUAGUUUGGAUGACCUGUCUUUGCCGACCAUCAGUGAAAACGAGGAACGAAUUGAAGCAGCAUCGCCUUUUAUGUCUCAGGAUGCAAACAUUAAUGGUAAGGUACAACUGUGAGA